AUGGAGCAUGCUGGGUACGACGACUUGCUCCUCGUUCGUGCGAGUCUUUUGGAGAAUGAGUUUCGAUGGAACGGUACAUCCUCUGAAAUAGCCGCAUGGUCUGCCCAACUUGAAGCGUACGAGCAGGGCGCUGUACCGUCGCCAGAGCCACACCGAGUCCACUUCUCGCUACGGAUCCACGAAGCGCUAGGCGUAUGGAUGAAUGUGUCGCUCACGCUUGGAGGGAAGCAUGAAGGGUCAACUUCCAUUACUCUGACUGGGAUAAGCCCCAAUGUGCCGAUCACAGCUUGGAAUGCCAUGAUUGACAAGCGCCUCGCAGAAGUCGUGCCGAACCCUGUAUUUGACACCUUUACGGAACUUCAGCAGCUCGCUGCCAGUCUGGAUGAGGUGCAAACGGUACAGUCGCCGGUACAGUCGCCAGUACCCCCAUUGCCAUCCGACCCGCAGAUUGUUUUAAUGAAGCGCGUCAUUUUUUGGUCGCACCACCUUGUCGCGCCGUCCAAACGCAAACAAUUUGCGGCAUGGUGCCCCGAACUUCAUGUGUGGGGCCUUGUGAAGCUUGGAUACCCUGGCUUUUUAUGCUUCGAAGGCGAGCAUGGCGACGUGGAAAACAUGAUCCAGCGCGUGAAACGGAUGCAAUGGCACGCGCUUUCCAUGCGCGUAGAAGUGGAUUGGUCCUAUGCACAUAUUGACACGGAUUCGCACAAUAUAUGCACCCAAGCACUUCAACACUGUCUUUUGAAACAGGACGGAAAAGCGCGCACGGCAUGCGAGGAGAUAAACGACAUGGGCGCAUUUAUCGCACGGUGCGUCUGA
Messenger RNA from Malassezia vespertilionis, 816 nucleotides. RefSeq lists its product as uncharacterized. Lineage: Eukaryota; Fungi; Basidiomycota; Malasseziomycetes; Malasseziales; Malasseziaceae. The transcript has 2 exons. The record is from RefSeq and is a predicted model, not a curated record. Bases 1 to 816 code for a protein of 271 amino acids.